Durusdinium trenchii is the source of this 348-nucleotide messenger RNA. Lineage: Eukaryota; Dinophyceae; Suessiales; Symbiodiniaceae. The record is from the annotation of a GenBank genome assembly.
AUGAUGAGCACACCAUAUUUGCUGCGAAUCUUGGUCCUUCAGAAUCCUCGGUGCUCUUUGGGCUGUUCAGGGCUCUGUUCAGCCUGUUUGUGGGCUCAACAAAACGGGAAGCUUUGUCAGCCGACGCUUGCACCUCGUGCCUUGGGAGAGUCGAGGUGCAAAAGUGAGUUGGAGGACUUGAAAGAGCAGCUCCAGGCAGCUUUGCUUGCUGCUCAGAAGGCAGAGAGCUCGGCAGAGGCUGCUAUGCUUGAGCGUCGCAACCUUCAGAUCGAAAGAGAGGAGCUUCGCGAUCACUUGGCUGGCUUGCCACCUUCGGCAGCACCCUCCAAGUGCUGCACGCUGCAGUGA